Gongylonema pulchrum is the source of this 606-nucleotide messenger RNA. The record is from the annotation of a GenBank genome assembly. Lineage: Eukaryota; Metazoa; Nematoda; Chromadorea; Rhabditida; Gongylonematidae.
AUGUUCAAUGGGAGCAUGGGGAAUCGCUCGUCCGAAGCAUGUGGCGCCGAGACGAGACAAGAAGUUGAGUUGCCAGAUGUUGAGCCUGCAGCUUUUCUGGCUUUGCUCAGAUUCCUUUACACGGAUGAAGUAUCGAUUGGACCAGAAAUCGUGAUGACAACACUCUAUACAGCCAAAAAAUACGCUGUGCCAGCAAUGGAAUCUGCAUGUGUGGAUUUUUUGAAGCGAAAUCUUGGCGCCGAUAACGCAUUCAUGCUGCUCACACAAGCCCGAUUGUUUGAUGAGCAACAGUUGGCCAGUCUCUGCCUGGAUAUCAUCGAUAAAAAUACUCUCGAGGCACUUAGCGCCGAAAGUAUUCUUAUUACUUUUAUAUCUUUUAUUAAUAUUAAGGCUUCGUUGUGCUGUUCUGAAAGUGGAGUGGAGGAGGCGGUGGUGAGGGGAGGGGGCGGGGGGAGGGAAGACGGGGACAGAAGUGAAGGGAGGGAAGACUCCCUCAUUGACUUUAAUCUGCGAGGCUGUCUAUUUUGUGGUACUCAUUUUGUGGAUAUUUUCGGCAUUUCUUUUUCACCUUCCAUCCCUAUUCUUAGCCAUAAUUGUUCAUUUUGA